Molecule: messenger RNA, 1739 nt
Organism: Daldinia vernicosa
Lineage: Eukaryota; Fungi; Ascomycota; Sordariomycetes; Xylariales; Hypoxylaceae
Product: chaperone protein dnaJ 2
Exons: 4
Coding region: 1-1260 (419 amino acids)
Biological process (GO): response to heat; protein refolding
Cellular component (GO): cytoplasm; cytosol; nucleus
Molecular function (GO): ATP binding; Hsp70 protein binding
Source: RefSeq, a predicted model, not a curated record
AUGGUCAAGGAGACAAAGCUCUACGAUGCCCUUGGCGUCUCGCCAACCGCAACAGAGGCAGAAUUAAAGAAGGCAUACAAGACAGGAGCUUUGAAAUGGCACCCUGAUAAGAAUGCCCACAACCCCGGAGCCGAGGAAAAGUUCAAGGAGAUCUCACACGCCUACGAAAUCCUAUCCGACCCCCAGAAGCGUCAAGUCUACGAUCAAUAUGGUGAAGCCGGCCUCGAGGGAGGUGCCGGAGGCGGCGGCAUGGCUGCCGAGGAUCUCUUCGCACAGUUCUUCGGCUCAGGCUCAUUCGGCGGCGGUCUUGGCGGCAUGUUCAGUGGGAUGGGUGGCGGACCCCGUGGUCCGCCCAAGGCGCGCACUAUCCACCACACCCACAAGGUAUCCCUGGAAGACAUUUACCGGGGUAAGAUCUCUAAGCUAGCCUUACAACGGUCUGUCAUUUGCCCCAAGUGUGAGGGUCGCGGUGGUAAGGAAGGUGCUGUUCGACGUUGCCCUGGCUGUGAUGGUCACGGUAUGAAGACUAUGAUGCGACAAAUGGGUCCGAUGAUCCAACGCUUCCAAACCGUCUGUCCUGAUUGUAACGGAGAGGGCGAGAUUAUUAAGGAGAAGGACCGCUGCAAGUCGUGCAAUGGCAAGAAGACUAUCGUCGAUAGGAAAGUACUUCACGUUCACGUCGACCGUGGUGUUAGAAGCGGCACGAAAGUCGAGUUCAGGGGUGAAGGUGACCAAGCUCCUGGUGUCCAGGCUGGAGAUGUCGUCUUUGAGAUUGAACAGAAGCCACACCCGCGGUUCACCCGGAAAGAAGACGAUCUACUCUACCGCGCCGAGAUCGAGCUUGUCACAGCUCUAGCUGGUGGUACGAUCUACAUUGAACAUCUGGACGAGAGAUGGCUGAGUGUUGAGAUCCAACCCGGCGAGGCUAUCGCACCAGAUGCUGUCAAGAUGUUAAGAGGACAGGGUAUGCCUUCUCACAGGCAUCACGAUUAUGGCAACAUGUACAUACAGUUUUCUGUUAAGUUCCCCGAACGUAACUGGACAGAUGACCCUGCCGCCUUCGAGGGUCUGCGUAAGAUUCUUCCCGCUCCAUCUCUCCAGAACAUUCCUCCUGCGGAUGCUAUGACGGAUAGCGUAGAACUAGAGGAUUUAGACAACCAAGGACAGGCCCGAGCAUUUGGUGGCGGCGCAGGAGGCAUGGACGAAGAGGAUGAAGACGGUCACCCUCACGCUGAACGCGUGCAAUGCGCAUCCCAAUAGACGAUAUAUCUAAUGGGGAAGAUUAUUGGUUCGGCUGUGGGUAAAGUACCGCACAGUAUUUCGUGCCUCGCAUAAUUUGCCUAUACUCCUACACUAUCAGCGAUUUUCUUCCGGUUGAGUUGGUAGAGAGGAAGAGCUUAUUUACGGCGUAGCGUUUCUGUGGCUUAAGGACACGAAUGAUUUGCAUGUCAGGGGCGAGCGGGGAAGAAGAGGAGUCUGCUAUACGGAUGAUAUGAACAAGGGUCCGCUAUUCUGGUAGGAGGGCAAGGUUCACUUUUUUCUCUGCAGCUCUUUUUUUAUCAUCGAUUACACCGAGCGUCAUCCCGCACGUGAGGCUCUUGCGAAUUUGGCGUUCGACGGACAUAGAGAGAGGAAUCAGGACAGACGCGCUUUAUACAUGAUUGCGAUAUUGGCAUUGAUUGCAUUGAAAACGAUUAUAUCCCAACUACGUUGCCGUAUCGACGUUUGUGACCCUUGCU